GGGCUCCCCUCCUCGUUGUCGGCUUUGCUAUAAAAGCAUGGCCAUAGAUUGCUGACCCCACCCAUUGCACUUGAACAGCAAUACAAGGUCUACUCAAAUAUGACCACUCCCGAUCCCAUUAAUGCCAAAGCUUGGUCUCCCUCUCUGUACGGCACCCACGGACAUUUUGUCCACUCAAAGCAACACACGAGUGCUAUCAUUGAGCUCCUUGAUCCCCAACCAACCGACAGAAUCUUUGAUCUGGGAUGCGGAGACGGCAAGUUGACUAAAAGGCUUGUGACGGAUUACAAUGUCCGCUCAGUUGUGGGUGUCGAUGCUUCCGCGCCCAUGAUUGAAGCUGCUCAAGUGGAGUGCAAAGAACAAGUGGAAUCUGGCCGGAUUAUCUUUGAGGUUUUGGAUGGAUUUGAUGUUGAGACGAGUAAAUGGGUUGGUGAGGGAUUUGAUAAAGUGUUUAGUAACGCAGCCCUUCACUGGAUGAAACGAGACCCAGUCGCAGUGAUUCGCGGUGCACAUAAAGUCUUGAAAUCCGGCGGAUCCUUCAUCGCUGAAUUCGGUGGACACGGCAACAUUGCCUGUGUCCACGCUGCCCUCAUCGCAGCUUUAAAAAGACGCAAUGUGCCAAACGCAGAGAACCUCAUGCUAUUUUUCCCAACGACGAAUCACUACGCCAAACUCCUUGACCCAUACUUUACUCCCACUCACCUGGAGAUUAUCCCCCGUCCAACACUUCUUCCAACAGAUCUAAACGGAUGGCUCUCCUCUUUUGCGACGCAUUUCCUAGAAGCUGUACCGGAAAGUGACCGUGAAAACGUCCGGAGUGAAGUUAUUGAGGAAUGUCAACCCGUUUUGUGUGAUGACGAGGGACGAUGGUGGCUUGAUUAUGUUCGGAUUAGAGUCAUUGCCAUCAAGAAAUGAAAACACUUUUGGGGCCCAGUUUAGAUAGCAAAAGCCUUUUAUUGCGUAUAGUAGAUGGCGGAUUACACUACGUCAAAUGAAAGUUCACCCAUUUUAAAUGACUUGUAAACUUUAGUCUCUCUAAAUAUCAACUUUGUUACGUCUUGCUACCA
This is a messenger RNA of Spizellomyces punctatus DAOM BR117, 1067 nucleotides long. RefSeq lists its product as uncharacterized. The record is from RefSeq and is a predicted model, not a curated record. The coding region runs from base 100 to 915 and encodes 271 amino acids. The transcript is spliced from 3 exons. NCBI's taxonomy places the organism in Eukaryota, Fungi, Chytridiomycota, Chytridiomycetes, Spizellomycetales, Spizellomycetaceae.